Molecule: messenger RNA, 1638 nt
Organism: Nomia melanderi (Alkali bee)
Lineage: Eukaryota; Metazoa; Arthropoda; Insecta; Hymenoptera; Halictidae
Gene: dmrt99B
Product: doublesex-Mab related 99B
Biological process (GO): regulation of transcription by RNA polymerase II; sex differentiation
Cellular component (GO): nucleus
Molecular function (GO): protein binding; RNA polymerase II cis-regulatory region sequence-specific DNA binding; DNA-binding transcription factor activity, RNA polymerase II-specific
Source: RefSeq, a predicted model, not a curated record
AUGUCGUUGCCGCGGGGUGUCGGUCUUGGUGUCGACGUGGGCCAACUGAUGCAGCAUCAGCAGCAACAGCAACAGCAUCACGUGCUGCCGGCUGCGUUCUUCCUACGUGCCAGUGCAGAGAGAUACCAAAGGACACCGAAGUGCGCGAGAUGCCGGAACCACGGUGUCGUGUCCGCGUUGAAGGGUCACAAACGAUACUGUCGUUGGCGGGACUGCGUGUGUGCGAAAUGUACCCUGAUCGCCGAGCGGCAACGUGUUAUGGCUGCCCAGGUCGCGUUACGGAGGCAGCAGGCCCAAGAGGAGAGCGAGGCGCGCGAGUUAGGGCUGCAAUUGCAGUACAAUGCAGGCAGCUGCACCACCGCCCCCGUUCUCCCUGGUGCGGCGACUGCAACUACGCCAGCUGGCAGCCCACCCCCGCACCCGGCCCACGUUGCGAGUCCGGCCGGUCUCGCGAUUCCGGCGGCGGCGGCAGCCGCAGCCGCGGCCGCGGCCGCUCACAUUCAAACCCAACUCCAUCAGCAGCCCGACUGCGGCCUCCUGCAACGGAAGAGACUUCCUCAGGAUGAGUACCGGCAGCCUAAAGUUGAAAAACAGGAAUCGAUCGUCGGCGGGAUCGCAGGCACAAAGAGGUCGAGAAUCUCUGAGAGCACUACGGGAACAAUGCUCUCUACCAGCGACACCGGUAACGAAGACGACCGUGACUCCGACUCCGGUGGGGAACUUCUUGCUGACCGUCCAUUAGAAGUAUCGGCGUCGGUGGGAAUGACAGAGAACGAGACGACAAGGAAGCGGUCCAGUAGUCUGAACGACUCUGAGGAAGGAAGUCCGGAACCAGGUUCACAGAGUCCGACGCACACACCGCCAUUAACGCCAGCCCUGACGCCACAAAGAGAGGACACGCCGGCGCCAGAGAAUCUCAGCCUCCGCAAAAGCGGAAGUCCACAGCAAACGCAGCAGAGCCUCCAACCAGUGGACUUGGUGCAACCUAGACCUAGCCCGCCGUUACCUUCGUUGGCUGCCGCAGCGACGGCGGUUCACUUCCCCCCUUACGCGCCUCUUUAUGGUCCAGCGGCAAGCUCGCUGUACUGUUCGCCAGCCCUUUACCAGCAUCAGCAUCACCAUCACAUGCCGGAACCGCGGGAGAUUCAAAUGCAGAUGCAGAUGCAGAGUAUCCAACAGACCUGUGGGCUGCAAUUACAGCAGCAGCAGCAACAACAACAACAGCAACAACGGUCCCCAGUGGACGUUCUCCUGCGAGUCUUUCCGGGAAGGAGGCGCGCGGACGUGGAGGCCCUGUUGCACCGGUGCAAAGGGGAUGUAGUCUCCGCCAUGGAAGUGUUAGUCUGCGAGGACAGUCUCCAGCCAAAGUCUGCGUUCUCGCCUCUGGCCGGCGCACUCGCGUCAGCUGCGGCUGCAUCCGCCUCGGUAUCAGCCGCGUACGCGACUCGUGCUGCAUACUGCACCACACCGAUCCCCUCGACCAGACACAGAUUCCUCGCGGCACCGUACGCCGGCACCGGUUACCUACCCACGGUGAUCAAGCCGCCCAAUCAGAGCCUGCACGCGAAUGGAACCGGUGACGCCUAUCGGGAGACCAGUCCCGAUGACGCCAGCGACAAGACCAGCUACUCCGAGUGA